Molecule: messenger RNA, 2648 nt
Organism: Nilaparvata lugens (brown planthopper)
Lineage: Eukaryota; Metazoa; Arthropoda; Insecta; Hemiptera; Delphacidae
Product: THAP domain-containing protein 2-like
Exons: 2
Coding region: 880-2232 (450 amino acids)
Molecular function (GO): sequence-specific DNA binding
Source: RefSeq, a predicted model, not a curated record
CCUACUACUACAUCAGGCCCUACAACUGGAGCUCCAAUGAACUAUGACGUCAUUACAUGUAGAUCACUGAUCUACUGGCGGUAGGCAAGCGAAAUAAGAGCGCUGAUACUUGUUAUUACAUCUGAUACGGUAACCAUCGAAAUUUGUAUUACGAAUUCUAUUUUCACGGUCUAUUAUUUCAAUAAAUAUAGUUUGUUUAUCAUAAAUCUAAUAUUUGUCUGUGGAAAGUAAUGGUGAAUGGAGUUUUAAAUCAUGGGAUUCUGUUGUUGUGUACCCAACUGUCGCGGGAAUUAUCAGAAGACUUCAAAAGUUUCUGUAUUUUCUUUUCCGAAAGAUGAAACUUUGAAAAGAAAAUGGAUACAAGCGAUAAGAAGGAAGAACUUUAAUCCUACAAAAUCUUCAAAGGUAUGUGAAAAGCACUUUGAUGAUAGGGAUAUCAUCAAAGUAGUAAGAGCAUACAACGAGCAUGGAGAAAAUCUGGAAGCCAAACUCAAUAGAGUCAAGUUGAAAGAAGGUGCAAUUCCCAGAUUCUUUCCCAAUUGCCCAAAACAUUGGUCAACUAAAUAUUCUUCAAGAGAAAGUGCUGAAGAGAGAAGAGAGCGUCAAGAAAACUAUCAGUUGAAUCAAGCAAUUCAGAAAAGUUUGCAAUCAAAGAAGAAAUACGAUGAUGAAUUCAAAUUUAAAAGUUUUAUUGAAUUAUCAAAUUUAGUGGAUUCAGUGAGAGUUGAAGUACCAAGUGAAUGGAGUGUCGUAAAAAAACCAGACAGUGUUCUCUUCUUGAUUGUUAAAGCUGUGCCUGUGCCUAACAUUGUACUUUCAGCUAUGGUGAAUUCAAAUUUAUAGUUUUCGUUAUUUGUGGGGCAAGUCGAAUUAAAAGCAAUGAACAAUGUAAACUAUCCGCGUGAUGUAAAUGACAUCAACGAUUUGAUUGAAACAUUGCAUUCAUUUACCAAAUUCAUUCAAAGCUCUAAUGGGAGGCCAAAUAAAAGUGAUUUAUUCAGCACAAUUGAUGGGUGUCUGAGCCAAAUUGAGGAAUUGGAAUUUGCCUCCAACUCGGAAAAAUUGAAGUUUAUUAAGGAACAAUUAAAUCUUUUAGAUACAAAUAAGUUUUCCAACCGUUACUCAACAGAGUUCACCGUUUUAUGCAGUAUUUUCCAUAGCAUUUCAUUUCAUGCUUACAGAUACUUGAGAAGUUCGGGCAUAAUCACAUUACCUCAUCCGAAUACACUUCACAAUCUAUGCUUGGUUCACAAUUCAAAUCCAAGUAUAGAGCUAACGGAUAAAAACUUUCUCAGUUUUGCAAAGCGCAAAUUCAAUCUAUUGAAUAAGAAUGAUCUGACUGUUUCAUUAAUGAUUGAUGAAAUUCAUAUCAAGCCGUAUCUUGACUACACUGGAGGAGGAAUUUUGGGCCAUGCUUACUAUAGUCAAGACAUGGCAAGUUCAGCACAUGUCUUUAUGAUUCAGAGCCUAUGUUCUUCUUUCAGAGAAGUGAUUUUUAUUCUACCAGUGAGAACUAUCAAAUCAGAAACAUUAUUUUAUCACAUAAAAAAAGUUACUGUUGGCCUACAAGAAAUAGGUUUCAAUGUAAUAUGUGUAAUAAGUGACAACAAUGCAAUCAAUCGCAAAGCUAUGUCAUUAUUCAGUAAUCCUCCUAAUUUGAGUAUUGUGUAUCCACAUCCUAGUGACAAUAGGAAGCCACUUUUCUAUUUAUUUGACACUGUGCAUAUUUUGAAAUGCAUAAGAAACAACUGGAUCAAUCAAAAGGAUACUGAACAAACAAUCAAAUAUCCAGAAAUAGAAAGUAAUGAGGACACAGUAAAUUUAGUUAGUGCUUCAUUUGGUUGUUUGAAAAAAGUUUAUGAUAUUGAGAACAAAUCAGCAAAUGUCAUAAAAUUUGCACACACAUUGUCAAUGAAGACACUUUCACCCACGAACUUUGAAAGGCAGUGUGUAAAAUUUGUUCUUAAUGUUUUCAAUGAGCAUGUGGUUGAAGGGUUGUUGGCCAUUGGAAGAUUACAUUCAAUUGAGCACUGUGAUUCAACAGCAGACUUCAUCAAGUUCAUUUCGAAGUGGUGGAGAAUUGUGAAUGUUAAAACUAUGUUCAAAGACAUACGUUUCGCAGAUAACUUACAAAUGCCUCUUGCUCCUCAUCAAGAAAACUUCAAGUUUCUGGAAAAGUUUCUAGAUUGGCUUGACGUUUGGAAGCAAAAAAUCUUCAAAAAAACAAAUUGACAAAAGAGACACAUGAAGCAUUAAGUCACACCACUCACGCUCUUCUAGAAUUGACAAAUUAUUGCAUCAAUGAGCUUAAUUUCAAUUAUAUUCUUCCUGGAAAAAUUCAAACAGAUGCACUAGAAGCACGAUUUGGAAAGUAUAGAACAAUGGCAGGAUCACAAUACCUGAUCUCAUUACGUCAGGUAUUUGAGGUGGAAUCAAAAAUUCGACUGCAAAAUCUACUUCCACUAACAUUGAAAUCCAGCAAAUUUGGCAAUAUUCAAGUUGAAUUGAGUGAAGAGGUAUUGAAUAGUACAAAUGAUCCUUUAGAUCAAUCAGUGAGUGGAUCAAUUCCAAAAAGUUUUGAAGACCUUGUCUUUGAAGAAGAGGACUUUGCAAAUAUUGAAGACAAUGUUCCAGUACUCACGUAUUUA